AUGUUUUGGGCUGCAUUACUCCUGUUCUCGGGUAAUGCCGUUGCAGAGCGUCAUGACUCGGACUUGAUGUCUUUUGUGACGCUACCUGAGGUCCGAGCCUUAAAAUGGGAGGUUGAACACUACGACCGCGAGCGGCUGGCCCCCGGAUACUGGUUCGUUGCACCAUAUGGGAAAAUCUCCCCAGAUCAACCCACCCUGAAAUAUCAGCAAUACCAAGUCGGACCCUACAUUUACGAUGACAAUGGCGUCCUUAUCUGGGCUGGAGCACCCUUGUAUGACAAUCAUAAUGUCUUCGAUUUCAAGCCAGUGUACAACAUCGACGAUGACCCUCAUCUAUCCUUCAUUGUUGGAUGGGAAUACGACGAUUCCAAGAAGGGCCAUGGUGCGAUUGUAAACAGCCAUUACGAAGUGGAAAAAGAGGUCCAGGCUCUCAGCGAUGUUCACGAUUUCAACAUGCACGAAUUCAACAUUAUGGACGGUGGAAAGACUGCCUUGGCCUGCACAUAUCGUUCCCAGCCCAUCAACCUAGCCGAAUUCGGACGCCCAACGGAAGAGAGUUGGGUCACGGUUGGUGGGUUUGUCGAGGUGGAUGUCGAAACCAGCGAGGUUCUGGUCCAGUGGGAUUCACUCGGUAAUAUUGCUCUACCCGAGUCGAACAUGUUCCACGCCUCGGACGCCCCAGCUGGAUCGCCCGGUUGGGAUUACGUACAUAUCAAUGCAGUCGACAAGAAUGAGGCCGGUGACUACCUGAUCUCAAUGCGGUUCACCAAUACCAUUUACUUGAUUUCUGGCCGGGAUGGAAACAUCGUGUGGCGCUUGGGUGGAACGGGGAGCGACUUUGAGCAGGACUUCACCUUCUCCAAGCAGCACGAUGUCAAGUUUGUCUCGUCAAACGGCACUCACCACGUUCUCUCGUUCCUAAACAAUGCGUCCGACGAGCGUGGCAAUGACGAGAAUAUCUCCUCCGUUUUGUUCGUUGAGCUAGACACGGGUGUUGUCCCCAUGACCGCCAAGGUGAUUAAGCGAAUUAAUCGCCCCGAUAGUGGUCUAACCCGACUCCGCGGUAGCGCUCAAGCCCUUCCUAACGGCAACGUCUUUAUCGGAUGGAGCGAACGCGGUUACUCCAGCGAGCAUGCAUCGAACGGCGAUCUUCUAAUGACUGCCCAGUUUUCAUCAGACCGGUACUCAACCUACCGCUCUUAUAAGGGCGAGUUCACUGGUCGCCCCACUGCGCCUCCGGACCUAGUCGCAUCCGUCUACGGCACCCGCGACGAGGACAUGACGACUAUCAUCCACGUCAGCUGGAACGGCGCGACCGAUGUCGUCCAGUGGAAGUUCUACGCGAAGUCCUACGACCACGGUGAUUCCGUACUCAUCGGCACCACCAAAAAAACCGACUUCGAGACCAUGUUCAUCGCCGAUGGCUUCAUGGACUUUGUUUCCGCAGAGGCCAUCGAUGCCGAGGGCAAUGUCAUGCACACUUCUGAAAUCAUGCGCACUGGCACCCCGCCCGACUGGAAAGCGGCCGGCUGGGCCGGUUCUGGCUCCGGCCCUCACACCAACGGCGAAGCGGCCGAAUUGAUCAACGGCAGUACCUCCACUGGCUCCGGCAAUCGCUCAGGCGCCCAAUACGCCGACGCGAAGGAGGUCGCCAAGGCCGUCUACAAGGCCUACGAUGUCGUCCGUGGAGUUGGCGCUCUUCUCAUAUUCAUCCUUUUAACGGGUACUUUGGGCGGAGCUGGAUUCGCCCUCUGGCGGUACCUCCGUGCCCGCCGUAUCAGCCGCUAUCAACACGUCCCCUCUGAGGAGGGUCUCCCCGUGGAAGAAAUUCACCUGACUUCCAACCAGCGGCCUUGA
Molecule: messenger RNA, 1857 nt
Organism: Penicillium mononematosum
Lineage: Eukaryota; Fungi; Ascomycota; Eurotiomycetes; Eurotiales; Aspergillaceae
Exons: 4
Coding region: 1-1857 (618 amino acids)
Source: RefSeq, a predicted model, not a curated record